Molecule: messenger RNA, 944 nt
Organism: Cuscuta campestris
Lineage: Eukaryota; Viridiplantae; Streptophyta; Magnoliopsida; Solanales; Convolvulaceae
Source: the annotation of a GenBank genome assembly
CACCAUAAACAAACCCCCAUUGCACGGUCCAAAUUUCCAAAAAAAAAAAAAAAGAAGCUAGUGAUCAUGGGCAACUCUCUCUUCUUCACUCUCCUCGCCAUCUCCGCCGUCCUCCUCGCCGCCAUCCCUUCCCCGGCCGCCGGAGACGGCCACGUCUUCGGGAAAUCGAUCCCGCGGAAAUCCCUAGGCCUGAAGAAGGAAAAGCUCAGCCACUUCCGUUUCUACUGGCACGACGUCCAGAGCGGCCGGAACCCGACCUCCGUCAUGGUCAUCCCGCCGCCGGGAAACUCCACCACCGGGUUCGGCUCCGCGAACAUGAUCGACAACCCGUUGACCCUCCGGCCGGAGUUGACCUCCGAGUGCGUCGGGAGGGCUCAGGGGAUGUACGCGUCGGCGUCCAAGGAGGGGAUCGGUCUGCUGAUGGUCAUGAACUUCGCGUUCAUCGAAGGGAAGUAUAACGGGAGCACCCUCACGGUGGUCGGCCGGAAUUCGGUGUUCGACGAGGUGCGGGAGAUGUCGGUGAUCGGCGGCAGUGGACUUUUCCGGUUCGCUCGGGGUUACGUUCUGGCAAAGACGCACUGGUUGGAUCUGCAAACCGGUGAUGCCACGGUUGAAUACAAUGCAUAUGUUUUGCAUUAUUGAGAUUUAUUAUCAUUUGGGGACCACUUUCUCCCAUUUUUGUUAUUGACUUAUUAGUAAUUGUAGAGUCAUAAAUAAACAGUUCACAGAAUUCAUAAACUUAUUUUUUUCUAAAAAUAAGAUUCACUCAAAUAAUAAAAGAUAUUUUAAUUUAAAAUCUAUAAAAGACAAGUUUGUAAAAUUUGUGAACUAUUUAUUUGUGACUCUAGCAUUAUUGGUAGUAGGGCCCUUGGGAUGGGCACAUCCUUUUUGUUAUUGACUUAUUAGUGUUAAAAUAUUAUGAUAAAUAAAAGGUACAUGUUCGG